AUGGGGGCCAAGCUGGGUGGCGACGCCAAGCUGCAAGAGCUCCUGUCCAAGUCCGUCUUCCUCAUUAGCAUCGGCAGCCAGGACCUCAAUCCAAGAUGGAACCCGCAACCUGAUGAUCAGCCACAGGGAUCCGUGAUCCGGGAGCUCGCCGAGUUAUAUGUGGACGCUGUGAGAUCCCUCUAUGACAUGGGUGCUAGGAAGCUGGCCAUUGUAAACACUGGCCACAUCGGUUGCAUGCCCAAGCGCCGCAACUACGUCUGCGACCAGAGCCUGAACGAAAUUACCGCCGAGUUCAGCCAAGCCCUCCCGAGCUUCAUUCCGAGCGUCUCAUCCGAGAAGGCUGGGUUUUCCUACUCCAUCGGUGACUUUUAUGGAUUCGAAACCGACAUCUUCGCCGAUCCGACAGCUUUUGGCCCUACGUGCUACAUGACCGACGAUUACUGGUUUUGGGACACGGAGUUCAUUACAGAACACGCUGCCAAGCUGACAGCCGCUGCGUUUUACUAUGGUCCAUCCUACUAUACCGAACCAAUUACCUUUAAGGCACUGCUGGAGAAAAAAUAA
Triticum aestivum (bread wheat) is the source of this 564-nucleotide messenger RNA. Its product is annotated as GDSL esterase/lipase At4g18970-like. The record is from RefSeq and is a predicted model, not a curated record. Lineage: Eukaryota; Viridiplantae; Streptophyta; Magnoliopsida; Poales; Poaceae. Gene Ontology annotation, molecular function: hydrolase activity, acting on ester bonds. Bases 1 to 564 code for a protein of 187 amino acids. The transcript is spliced from 2 exons.